Schistocerca cancellata (South American locust) is the source of this 942-nucleotide messenger RNA. RefSeq lists its product as uncharacterized. The record is from RefSeq and is a predicted model, not a curated record. The coding region runs from base 1 to 942 and encodes 313 amino acids. NCBI's taxonomy places the organism in Eukaryota, Metazoa, Arthropoda, Insecta, Orthoptera, Acrididae. The transcript is spliced from 2 exons.
AUGGCGGCGGGCGUGGUGGGGCAGACCGCUGAGUAUAUUAAGGCGGGCGCGGCGCUGGCCAGGCACAGGCACCGCAAUGCACACCGCCGUGGUCGCUCUGCUGCUGGUGGCAGCUGCUGCCUGCAUCAAUGCAGCCGCUCUGCAAGUGCCAGUGGUAGCCAGUCUUCCAGCAGUUCCCAGAGUGGUGCCGUAGGAGGAGGGAAAGGCAGCGGAAGCAUCAGUGGUAGCCAGUCUUCCAGCAGUUCCCAGAGUGGUGCCGUAGGAGGAGGGAAAGGCAGCGGGAGUGCUAGUGGUAGCCAGUCUUCCAGCGGUUCCCAGAGUGGUGCUGUAGGAGGAGGGAAAGGCAGCGGGAGCGCUAGUGGUAGCCAAUCUUCCAGCAGUUCCCAGAGUGGUGCGGUAGGAGAAGGGAAAGGCAGCGGGAGCAUCAGUGGUAGCCAAUCUUCCAGCAGUUCCCAGAGUGGCGCAGUAGGAGGAGGGAAAGGUAGCGGGAGCAUCAGUGGUAGCCAAUCUUCCAGUAGCUCCCAGAGUGGUGCUGUAGGAGGGAGUGGGAGCGGAAGUGGUAGCCAAUCUUCCAGUAGCUCCCAGAGUGGCGCUGUAGGAGGAGGGAAGGGCAGUGGGAGCUUCAGUGGUAGCCAAUCUUCCAGCAGCUCCCAGAGCGGUGCCUUCGGAGGUGGCUACGGCGGCCUGAGUGGCAGUGGGAGCAAGUCUUCCAGCAGCUCACAGAGCGGCGCCUUUGGAGGUGGCUAUGGCGGCCUCAGUGGCAGUGGGAGCAAGUCUUCGAGCAGCUCCCAGAGUGGUGCCUUUGGAGGAGGCUAUGGCAGCCUUAGUGGCAGCAAGAGUUCGAGUCAGUCAGCCUCCGAGAGCGUCGGCUAUGGCCACGGUGGCUCCGUGUCGGGCAGCAAGAGCUCCAGCGCAAGUGAAGCCGUCGGCUACGGACGCUGA